Sinocyclocheilus rhinocerous is the source of this 2099-nucleotide messenger RNA. RefSeq names its product ribonucleoside-diphosphate reductase subunit M2 B-like. Lineage: Eukaryota; Metazoa; Chordata; Actinopteri; Cypriniformes; Cyprinidae. Gene Ontology annotation, cellular component: cytosol. The coding region runs from base 1 to 669 and encodes 222 amino acids. Gene Ontology annotation, molecular function: ribonucleoside-diphosphate reductase activity, thioredoxin disulfide as acceptor. Gene Ontology annotation, biological process: deoxyribonucleotide biosynthetic process. The record is from RefSeq and is a predicted model, not a curated record. The transcript has 6 exons.
AUGACAGACGACGAUGGCAGCUUUACCACUGCUGACCAAAGACGAUUAACCAUGAACGCCAGUGUAAGCAACCCUCCGACGAGCAUUAUGGAAUAUCAGAAUGGUCACAAGGAUGUUGACACAAACAGUGUUGAAGACGAACCCCUUCUCAAAGAAAACCCAAACUGCUUAUUAGUAGCAUUUGCAGCAGUGGAAGGCAUCUUCUUCUCUGGAUCAUUUGCUGCCAUCUACUGGUUGAAGAAAAGAGGCCUGAUGCCCGGACUCACCUACUCCAAUGAACUCAUCAGCAGAGAUGAGGGUCUGCACUGUAAUUUCGCAUGUCUAAUGUACAGCUAUUUGGUGAAAAAACCUUCUGCUGACCGAGUGAAAGACAUCAUCACAAAAGCUGUGACCAUUGAACAGGAGUUUCUCACGGAAGCCUUACCUGUCAAUUUGAUCGGGAUGAACUGCUCUCUCAUGAAGCAAUACAUUGAGUUUGUGGCUGACCGGCUGCUAACAGACUUAGGAUUGCCCAAAGUUUACAAGUCAGAAAACCCCUUCGACUUCAUGGAGUCCAUUUCAUUGGAGGGAAAAACAAAUUUCUUUGAGAAGCGAGUGGCUGAAUACCAGCGACUUGGAGUGAUGUCAAAUGUGAUGGACUGUGAAUUCACUCUUGAUGCAGAUUUCUAACGAUGAACUACAAGAAAUAUUAUUUAUUAAUUUUUUUGGACAGUUUCAGUAAAAACAAACAAAAAACAAACAAACAAGCCAUAUCAUCUUCAGACCAUGUCGAAAAGACAUGGAAAUCAAGUUGAUCAGUUUCUGAAUAACGUGGUAACGAAUUUGUCAAAGGGCUCACCAAAGUGGACGUGUGGCUUUAGCGUAUUCAGACCAGACUUGGUGUGUGUUAUGACAACCAUUAUCUGAGGUUACAUGCACAGUUUCAGCACACUGCCACCAGUGGUCAGGAGAUAUGAAAAAUUGCUAUUUUUGCUUAUAACUUCUUACUGGUUUGGCCAAAAAUCACAAGACUCUGGUCUCUUAAAUUUGGAGCAGCAUGCCAAGUCGAGUGGUAUCCAGUUUUCCCAUGUCGACCAUUUUGGGCAUUGACCACUUUGUAUUUUGACAAAAAAAAAGCUAUUUUUUACGAAUGCAUUGGUGUAUUGUUCUGAAACUUGGUAUGUGUCUUCGGCACAAACUCUAAAUAUUUUAUGCCAGCGCCACCUUGUGGUCAAAACUUAAUGAAAUAAAAUAAAAUAAAAAAAACGCUAAUAACUUUUGAUUAAUUUAGCCUCUGGUCAUAAGACUGGUCUUGUUAGAUUCCUUGGAUUAUGCUGAGAGUAUCGAUACCAAUUAUGCCAUAAUCAGCUGAACUUCCUGUCCACCAUUUUGAUUUACGUUGAAAACCUACUUUUUCAAACUCCGCCUAGACCAUUGUUCCAAUUUUCACCAAAUUCGACCCAAAUCAUCUUUAGACCAUGCUGUCAAAAGAUUAUGGAUUUCGUGUUGAUAGGCAUAACAGUUUUCAUUUACUGCAUUAACAAAUUUGAUGGCAUAAUGCCAAACUGCAUCUGAGGCUGUAUCUCUUCAUAGCUUGGACAUACUGACACCAAACUUUGUGUGUCUGUCAAGAUCACCAGUCACCAUGCCUGUCACCACUGCGCACUACAUCUCCCACAAUCCUCCCUGGUUACCACCUGCACUCACUUCACAAUCACAACACCUGUUUGCCAUCACUCUCAUAACAGUCUCAUACAUAAGCUAGCACCACGCACACAGAGAUUGUCUGGUCUCGUGUUUAUCUAGGACUGCUGUGUGUUUUAUGACUUCAAUUAGGACUGCAUGGACUGUUACGCUUCCUUAUCGGUGUGAUCUUCCGGUCCUCCAUUCAUCAAUUUUCCUUCCUUCUUGGAUCCUUGUUUCCUCCAGAUUGUCUGGUUACUACCUGUAAAGAUAAUAGACAUUGUUAUUAUCCGUGCAGUGCAACAGUGAUUUUAAAGGUGUGUGGUGCUACUUACCUCUCUGGACUUCAUCAUUCUUCAUCUGCUCUGGUUGUUAUAUUGUAUGUUCCUUCAUUACUAGUAGUCACUUGCUUGUUAAAUUCACUUUUACGCACCUGC